GAUACUUCCUUGUUGUCUAUAACGCCAUAUCGAAGGCUAGCUAGCAGCAGACUGGCAUGUCGACCAGAAUAAAAUUACGAUGCUGGGAUAUAUUACCUAUCCUGCUGUUGAUUGUUCCGGUAUCAAGAUCCGAAAAAAAUGUCGCUUUGGCGGGAACUGCAAAACAAUCGGCAAAUCAAGACGAUAGAUGGACAGCUGAUAAAGCAAUAGACAAUUGCAUCAAUCAAACGAUAUCAGGAACACCGCCUCAUUGUUGUGCUCAUACAGCUGACAAGAAUCACAAACAAGCCUGGUGGCGUGUGGAUUUAGGACAGAGAAGAACAAUACAAUACAUCACGAUAUACUACAGAAACAAUUCUAGACCAAGAUUUGGUGGAUACUCGCUCUCCGUGUCCAACUCUACCGACAACAUACAAGACAUUCUAUGUUAUCAGGAUAACAGUAGUAAGAAGGAAGAAGUAGACUUAAACCCGACUCACCUGUGUCCAUACGUAGCUCGGUAUGUGACUGUUUACAAUAACAGAGAGAGCCCAAAACGACACGACUGGUAUAGUGAUUAUCCUAUUCUGGAAUUAUGUGAAGUUCAGGUCUUAGGCUGCCAAAUCGGAAGUUAUGGUAACCACAGCUGUAAUGAUACUUGCCCAGAAAGCUGUUACGGGGGAAACUGUAACGCUAUAACAGGAUCCUGCUUCUAUUGUUUCCCUGGAAUGUUUGGUGUUUUCUGUGAACAGCAUUGCUCUGCUAACUGUAACAACACUUGCGAGAAAGAGUCAGGUCAUUGUAUAGGAUGCAAACCCGGAAAAAAGGGGGACCUGUGCAAUGCUAAAUGUUCCCCAAAUUGUGUAAUAUGCGAUCAGACGUCCGACCAAUGUUUCGUCUGUGUUAACGGAAAGUACGGAGACGACUGUGAGCAGGAUUGUUCUCACAACUGUAAGAACAGAUCGUGUAUGAAGGAAAAUGGAUAUUGUCUAGACUGUGUAAACGGAAAGUACGGGGACAUGUGUGACCAAGAUUGUUCUGACAACUGUAAAGACCAAUCAUGCAUGAAGGACAAUGGGUCCUGUCUCGAAUGCAUUUCUGGAAAAUAUGGUAAUGAUUGUACAAAUGAUUGCUCUGACGACUGUAAAGGCAAAACAUGCAUAAUGAGCAAUGGACAUUGUAUAGAAUGUGUUCCUGGCAAACAUGGUGAUGAUUGUACAACUGAUUGCUCUGACAACUGUAGAGACAAAACAUGUGUGAGGAGCAACGGACAUUGUAUAGAAUGUGUUCCUGGCAAACAUGGUGAUGAUUGUACAACUGAUUGCUCUGACAACUGUAGAGACAAAACAUGUGUGAGGAGCAACGGACAUUGUAUAGAAUGUGUCAAAGGAAAGCACAGUGACGUUUGUGACCUUAAUUGUUCUGACACAUGUAAAGAUAAAACAUGCUUGAAGGAAAAUGGAUUUUGUUUUGACUGUAUUCCUGGUAAAACAGGCGAACUGUGCACUUCCAACUGUUCUUCUAACUGUGUGACAUGUAACCAGACAUCCGAACAAUGUUUUGAUUGUGUAAAUGGAAAUUUCGGAGACAUGUGUGACCAAGAAUGUUCUGAAAACUGUAACGACAAAUUAUGCAUGAAGGACAGUGGCCAUUGUUUAGUAUGCACUCACGGAAAGUACGGCCCGUUCUGUACUUUUGCUUGUCCGGGUAAAUGCAAAGACAACAUUUGUCAACAAAUCAAUGGAUUAUGCACAGAAUGCGAAGAUGGUUUAUUUGGUGGAAACUGUAGCACACCAUGUGGAAAUUGCGAAAGAUGCACGAAGGACACAGGGUAUUGUUUGUCUGUCUGCGCUGCUGGAUACGAAGGGAAUACAUGUGAUAUGAAAACAAUGCCGUCAGAACCAAUCAGUAAUGCUGGGGCGAUCGUGGGCGUUGUUAUUGGACUACUUCUGGUGGCUGCUACAAUACUCAUCAGCGUGUUCCUGGUCAGAAGGCGCAGACAAAGGUAAAAAAAACAAGACUCAUUUGAUGAAAGGAGCAGACAAAAUGCGGCCCGGAGGUCACACCACA
Messenger RNA from Mizuhopecten yessoensis (Yesso scallop), 2049 nucleotides. Its product is annotated as cell death abnormality protein 1-like. Lineage: Eukaryota; Metazoa; Mollusca; Bivalvia; Pectinida; Pectinidae. Gene Ontology annotation, molecular function: scavenger receptor activity. The transcript has 18 exons. Bases 57 to 1988 code for a protein of 643 amino acids. The record is from RefSeq and is a predicted model, not a curated record.